This is a messenger RNA of Nerophis lumbriciformis (worm pipefish), 5728 nucleotides long. The record is from RefSeq and is a predicted model, not a curated record. Lineage: Eukaryota; Metazoa; Chordata; Actinopteri; Syngnathiformes; Syngnathidae.
GUUAAAAAAAGUGGGCGUGUCUUCAGGUAGAUCCGUCGCACGCGGAUCCCAACCAUUGUGCACAUGUUGCUGUUGAAAAGUGGGAUUAUGGAUCUUUUGAGCAAGUGAAACUGCCACAAUGUCAUCCCAGCUCGGACUUCCGGCGCGAGGCUCAAAUAUAACAGUUCUGAUUACCGAAGUACAUUCAUCUCCCAAUUGUCCGUUAGUUGAGUUUUGGGGAAAGUUGAAUCAGGUCAAGACAUUGGAUCAUCAAUCCCUGUCUCCGGUUAAUUUAUUUCAAGAGUUGGAAGGAAAUCCAGGUGACUUGUGCUUAGUUAAAAUCAACCUUACGUGGUACAGGUGCCGCAUCGUCUCAAGAAAUGGAUCCAACUGCAAAGUGUUCCUCAUUGAUGAAGGGAUCACAUUCAUCACCACCACAAAGUUGCUGGCAUGGGGUAAGGUGGAGCACUUCCAUCUGCCACCUGAAGUGGAGCGAUGUGUGCUUGCCAAUGUUUUGCCACUCUCACCUGAAAAUAGAUGGUCCCCAGGUGCAAUAGAAUUUCUGAAAUAUCUUCGAGGACGGGAAUCGGAGGCACAUGUACAAGAUGUACUGGUUCAGCAAAAAAAGCUUAUUCUGGACAUCCCAUGCAUAUCCAGACAAAUGUAUGAAAUGGGAUUAGCAAAGAAACUGGGUUCCAGCUGGUUCCUGGACAUCGUUAAAGCUUCAGAUCCCAACAGUAGCGCUAAAAUGUUUCCAGCAGCUCUGCCAAUCCCUAUAGGUGAAUUUGAGCAACUGCAGAAUAAGGAGUUGUACAUGUAUCCACAGCUGCUAGCAGGAGCGGUGGAGACUGUUGUAGUCACAGAAGUGACAAAUCCACAGCGAGUUUUUUGUCAGUUGAAGGUCUUUUCCCAUGAGUUGAAAAAACUCUCAGAGCAAAUCACACAGUGCUGUAUUGGUAGAACGACCAGUUGCAGUGUAGGUCCUGAAAUGAUUGGUUUUCCAUGUGCUGCCAGAGGAAGUGAUGGCAGGUGGUGCCGAUCUGUUCUACAACAAGUACUCCCAACUAACGAUCUUGUUGAAGUACUGAACGUUGACCUUGGGACAAAACAAUUUGUUCAAAUGGAGAAUGUAAGACCAUUGGCUCCAGAGUUCUUCAGAAUGCCAGUUGUGACAUAUCUCUGCUCCCUCCAUGGAAUUAUUGACAGAGGGGUUGGAUGGACAAGCACCCAGAUUGACUACCUCAAGACCCUACUCUUGCACAAGACACUCAUUGCCAAAUUUGAGUCCCAAAGUAUCUCAGAGGGUGUUUACUAUGUUACUCUCUAUGGUGACGAAAAUAAAAACCUCAACAACUUGUUCAGUUCCAAAGAGAGCUCUUUGCACGAGAGUGAAAAAACACUGCACAAUUAUGCUAUCGGAAACGCAUCAUACAGCAGCCCACAUCCCUUCCAGCUUAAAAACAAUGAAGGAAAGCUUUUGCUUUCUGGACAAACCUUGGGGGACGGGGAGAGAAUGAACAUGUUUUCAGUUGAGAACCUCCUUCCCAACUCGUCACACAUGGCAUGGGUGGCUCAUGUCUGUAACCCAUCUGAGUUUUGGAUCCAAACACAAAACCACGCAAAAGAGCUGGAUAAAUUAAUGGAUAAGAUGCACCAUUUGUACCAACAUUCUGAUAAUAAAGACGUGAUAGAAACCCCUACCGUUGGCACCUACUGUGCAGCUAAAGCAGACGAUGGUGUCUUCUACAGAGCUGUUGUGUCGGAAGUUGGCAAAGCACACAUCAAGGUGUUCUUUGUGGAUUAUGGAGACACCAAAGAGGUUGAUGGGAGAAGCAUCAGAACUCUCCCUGACAUUUUCAAAGAACUGCCAAAGCUUGCGUUAAAAUGCGCUUUAGUGGGUGUUUGCCCAAAAGAGCAUACAUGGAGUUGCUUUGCCAUUGAGUAUUUCAGCAAAAUUGCCACUGACAAAAUACUUAAGGUAUACGUGAUGGCAAAACGCGAUGAUACCCAUCUUGUAACACUGACUGAUUCUGAGGCAUCAGGAGAAAAGGAUAUCAGUCAGCUGCUGUGUUCUUCUGGCCUCGCUGAACGGGAUGAGAAACCACCCAAUAUUUCCACGCCGCAUUCAAAAGCAGGAUGCUUCGGUGUUUACAAAAACAGUGUGGCGUCUUUUCAGACACAAAACAUUUUUGAUAUCUCCAACAAAGAGAAACAAAUUGAUAAGUUCAAGGCAUGUAUGUUUCCCAUUGGUAGUGUCCUGGAUGUCAACGUGUCCUACAUCAACAGCCCAAAUGAUUUCUGGUGUCAGCUAGCUCAAAACGCUGUGCACUUGAAAUUGCUUAUGCAAGACAUGCAGGCAUAUUAUGCUGGCAGUGAGUUUGAGCCUCUUACAGAAAGAUCUUGUGUUGCUUGCCACCCGGACAAUGGAAUGUGGUACAGAGCUCUUGUAAUUCACACAUACAAAACCCCUCGAGUGGAUGUUCUUUUCGUUGACUACGGCCAGACAAGAGCUGUUUCUCUCCAUGAACUGAGAAGGAUCUGCCCAGAAUUCCUCCAGCUACAAGGCCAAGCAAUUAGGUGCAGCCUUUUCAACCCUCUUGAAGCCAUGUCUGUUGUAAAUGAGUGGAAUGAAGAGGCAAAAGAAACUUUUCACAACUUUGUGGAAACUGCUUCCACUAACAUAUUACCAUUAAAGUGCACUGUAUAUGCCGUCAUGUACAAUGAACAAAGGAUAGUGUUCAACAUGGUGGACCUGGAAACUCCAUUUGAAAGCAUCUGCACUAUUAUGGCCAAUCUUGCCAUAGUUGAACCUGCCAAGAAAGACCCUGGAUCAUCUUUUUGCCUGGACACAUUCUACUACUCUACACACAACAUCAAAACUGGAACCGAGGAACAGGUCACAGUCACGUGUGUGGUCAGCGUCAAUCAAUUCUACUGCCAACUUGAGAAGAAUGCUGAUGUGAUAAAGGACCUUAAGGUAAAGGUAAAUGACCUCUGUCAACAGCUUGCACGUGUGAAGACCCCAACUGUGUUUGGAACAUUGUGCUUUGCAAAAUACACUGAUGGACUGUGGUACCGGGCACAGGUCAAAGCCACAAGACCUUCAGUCCUGGUUCAUUUUGUUGAUUACGGUGAUACGACUGAAGUAGCAAAAUCAGACUUGCUUCCAGUGCCUAAAGAGGCCUAUGACAUAAUGUCUGUACCUGUGCAAGCAGUAGUGUGCUGUCUCUCUGAUGUCCCUGCAGAUGUCCCCAGCAAGGUGAACGGCUGGUUUACAACAACUGCGACCGAAUGUAAAUUCAGUGCACUAGUGGUGGCCAAAGAACCCAAUGGAAACCUGCUUGUGGAACUGUAUCAGAAAGAAAUCCAAAUCAAUUCGAAGCUUAAGAAGAUCUUUCAAAUAGAGUCGCAGAUUGAAGGGAAAGUUCUCUAUGAGGGUCGGAAAGUAGAGACUCCCACUGCAAAUAAGGUACCAAAAACAACUUUUUCCAAAGAAGCAAUGCCAGUUCCUCCAAAAACCAUCCGGAAAUUAAUGCUUGAACCAAAACCAGCACAUCAAGUGAGAAGUGAGAUGCUAACUUCAAAACAGAAUUCGCAAAAUGGUCCGAGGGUUAAAGCCUCUUCAAAAGAAAUGUACUUACCACCACACCUAAGACAGCACUAUGAUGGGCAAAUUAUUAAAAAACCAAGACAAGAACAUCUCAUAGUUGCAAACAACUCAAAACAUAGUGAUAGUACAUUACCCAGCAAAGAAUCUGACAAUGUGCUCCCACAAGCGAAAAAUCCUCAGCGCCCUAAACUUAAAGACAUUCCCAAAAACUCGCUACCAUCGGGUAUGGAGGCAGAUGUUUAUGUCUCGCAUUACAACAGCCCGUUAAGUUUUUACGUACAGCUUGUCCGAGAAGAAGACAACAUAUUCUCCCUGGUUGACAAGCUCAAUGACUUGCUGUCAACUCCUAAAAUCAGCCUCGCAGAAGUGGCUGCAGGGGAAGUUGUUAAAGCCCAAUUUGCAGAUGAUUCCUUGUGGUAUCGCGCAGUUGUAAGAGAAGUACUCUCCAACUCCAUGGCUCUUGUUGAGUUUAUUGAUUUUGGCAACACUGCACAAUUAUCUACAUCCCAGAUGGCCAAUCUAGAUCAGGAAUUUGUGCAGUUACCAAGGUACAGCAUACAUUGCAUGCUAAGUGGUUGUGGAUCUCUUGAACUGCUUGAUGCAGAAGUAGUACAGACUUUAAAGAGAGAUGUGGGUUCCACUGCAGAGAAGAAGCUGAAUUGUCAGUUUGUCCAACUGUCAGAAGAUGUGUGGGAAGUCACUCUAGUGGAUAACGGUGUGCAGAUUCGGUGUGACGCUCCAUCAAGGUGCCCUAAAAUCUCUCCAGACUUUGAACAAGUGGUGAAAAAAGCUGCGCAGAACCCAGAAACAUCACUAAAACCAUGUUCUCUCUAUUACCACCCCGUGAAUUUCAAAGUGGGACAACAGUUAGAGGUUUAUAUCUCGGCUGUAUGUGAUGCUCAGUCCUUUUGGUGUCAGUCUCUUGACUCGGUGGAGCUUGAUAAGCUAUCUGAAAGUCUCUCAGAAAUUGGAAAUGCUGAGAGUAAUGAACAUGUCAGCAUUAGCACUCUCUCACCUGGCACUCCAUGUGUUGCACUUUUUGCUGAGGACCAGCUUUGGUGCCGUGCAGAGGUGUUGAAUAAAAAUGGGAGGGAGCUGUCCGUUCUAUUUGUAGACUACGGAAACACAUCUCAAGUGACCGACUCAAAUGUGAGGGAAAUCACAGAUGACCUUUUAACAACUCCUCCUCAGGCAUUUUUGUGCAAACUUGAAGGUUUUGAUGUGUGCCGUGGCUCUUGGUGUGAUGGUGCUGUAGAUGAAUUGAUUUCAAUCACGGCAGACAAAUUACUGCAGAUGACUAUCACAAAAAUAUCAAGCGAUGAUGGAAAGGUCACAUGCUUUGUGCAGUUGGAAUGUGAAGGACUAAUGAUAAAUGAAAAAAUGAAAACCUGGUGGGUCAGUUCCACACCGGACGACAAACAGAAUGUCGCACAGUCCUCAUUUGAUGAAAGACAACAGUCAACCGAUCCCACAGAAAAAGUGUCCAAAGAUGAAGCUCCUGAACUUGAAGAAAUUGGUGUUAAUGGAGCUCGAACUGAGAGACAUGUCACUAAUGACCUGCUCAUGGCAGUAACCCGUACCACAGAGCACAUUGAGAACUCUGUCGAAGACACGUCAGUUAUUUCUCCUUUGUCCCCACUUGAACAGAGACAUUUGUCAGAAAGCCAGAGCCCAAAUGAGCGUGUAAACGUGGUCCCAACUCCAGAACGCAACAUUUUGUUCAAUGAUAUUGGAAUAGAAGGAAACAAACUUCUCUUACAAAUCAUUGCUGAAAAUGUUGGGGAAAGUGACAAGAACUAUGAUGAGGAAUCUGCCUUAGUGAUGCAAACAACUUGGCCAGGAGAAAUAACAUCUCCAGAUCAGAGCCUUCAAAAGGCCUCUGAUGAAUCUGGGAUCUCAACGUCCCAAUUUAAGGAUUGGGCUGCCUGCAACAUGAGUGCCAGCUCUGAAGUCAUGAGUUAUUCUGUUGCACAAAAUAAAGCUAGCGAUGACUGCAACCUGGCCAAUUCAAGUCCAAUUACAAGUGGGAUGUCUGUGAAAAUGAACAACAUGACAACUAGUGACGAGACUUUGGAAGUUUCUAAGGAGAAUACAUAUUCAGGUUUUUUUUCUACUCUUCUUUCUCCAUCCGUCAGCUGA